Molecule: messenger RNA, 1509 nt
Organism: Cydia fagiglandana
Lineage: Eukaryota; Metazoa; Arthropoda; Insecta; Lepidoptera; Tortricidae
Gene: nAChRa5
Product: neuronal acetylcholine receptor subunit alpha-10-like
Exons: 10
Coding region: 39-1436 (465 amino acids)
Biological process (GO): monoatomic ion transmembrane transport; nervous system process; chemical synaptic transmission
Cellular component (GO): synapse; postsynaptic membrane; neuron projection
Molecular function (GO): acetylcholine-gated monoatomic cation-selective channel activity; transmembrane signaling receptor activity
Source: RefSeq, a predicted model, not a curated record
UAUGCUGUGAUGAAGAGUAUCGCUUGGUGCGUCACCUUAUGCAGAAUUACGACGCUUCAGUGCGCCCCGUGGAAAACUCCUCGCAUCCUCUCCUCGUUACCUUCGGAGUCUCACUCCAUCACAUUAUUGAUGUGGAAGAAAAAGAUCAGUUGCUGACAACAAACUGCUGGAUCACGCAAGUAUGGAUGGACUAUCACCUCCGAUGGAAUACGAGCGACUUCGACGGAAUCGGCGUCAUAAGGAUACCUUUCGAGAGGGUGUGGAAACCUGACAUUAUUCUUUACAAUAACGCGGAUCCCAACUACCGUUCCGCGGUUAUCAACACGAACGUGAUCGUUCGUCACACGGGCGAAGUGACGUGGCUUAGUCAUGGCAUCUACGUGUCUGUGUGUGACAUCAACGUGGAACAGUUCCCGUUUGACGUGCAGCUGUGCACCAUGAAGUGGGCCUCAUGGACUUACGAUGGUUUUCAGUUGGACUUAAUAAAACAAUUCGACGAAGGCGACACAACGAACUACCAGACGAAUGGGGAGUUCGACCUAGUGAGCUUCGAGGCUAACAAGCACAUGAAGUAUUACUCCUGUUGCGUGGAGCCCUACCCUGACAUCACGUACAUCAUCAAGCUGCGGAGAAGGCCCAUGUUCUACGUGUUUAACCUCAUUCUCCCGUGCUUGCUUAUUAAUGGGAUCGCUCUUCUCGUGUUCUACGUACCGUCGGAGUCUGGCGAGAAGGUGACCUUGGGGAUCAGUGCACUACUCUCCAUGACGGUGUUUCUCAUGACCAUCAGGGACACCUUGCCACCAACAGAGAAGACUCCACUUAUUAGUCUGUAUUACGGAGUUAGUACGUGUCUAGUAUCGUUCUCGGCCUCCCUCUCCGUGGUCACUCUAAAUAUAUCCUACAGAGGAGUGAGAGGGCAGCCGGUGCCGGCCGCGCUGCGCGAGCUCGUGCUGCAGCGGCUCGCGCGGCUGCUCUGCAUCAACUUCGAUGUGGACGCCAAGGGUGACAGCACGCCAGUAGCGGUGGGAGUGCAGGUGAACCCUCGCACCGGCUCGCGCCUGAAGGCGGAGCUGAGCUGCGACGGCGCGCCCUUGCCGCCGCCCUCGCCGCGCUUCGCCCGGCACAACCACAACCACAUGGCAGGAGCGAUGGGUGCACAGAGUGACGCGAGCACCGAGGCCUGUCCGACAGCGUGCGUCCGCUGCGCAUGCUGCGGCUGCACGCUGCGCGAGGCCGCCGCGCGCCACGAGCAGCGGGUCGCCGCUAACGAGCGCCUCGAACGUGCCAAUCUUGAGUGGAAACAGGUGGCAGUGGUGGCGGACCGGGCGCUGCUGGCGGUGUUCGUGCUGGUGACUGCCAUAUCCACGGCGGCCAUCCUCCUGCCCCAGCUCACCAACCUGCACGUCGGAAACACGCCCUUGAAACCACCCACUUAGAACACAAUUUCAAAUGUUUCGGAAACAAACUUUUGUGCCAACGAAUAAUUAUUACCCUAUGGUCAAAAUUGUG